Molecule: messenger RNA, 1236 nt
Organism: Microthlaspi erraticum
Lineage: Eukaryota; Viridiplantae; Streptophyta; Magnoliopsida; Brassicales; Brassicaceae
Source: the annotation of a GenBank genome assembly
AUGUCUGAUCUCAAAGAGCGUUUGGUUCCUUCAAGACCUGCUUCAGCUCUAAACCUCAGAGGCGAUGCAGCGUCUCGGCCUUCUGCAUCAGGAAGGCAGCCACUCCUCGGAGUUGAUGUUUUGGGUCUGAAGAAGCGUGGACAAGGGCUCAAGUCAUGGAUUCGUGUUGACACUUUCGCCAACACUCAGGUCAUUGAGGUCGAUAAGUUCACUAUGAUGCGUAGAUGCGACUUGCCAGCACGUGAUUUGCGUCUCCUUGAUCCUUUGUUUGUGUAUCCGUCGACUAUCUUGGGACGAGAGAAGGCCAUUGUUGUGAACUUGGAGCAGAUCCGUUGCAUUAUCACUGCGGAUGAGGUUUUGCUGUUGAAUUCGCUUGACAACUAUGUGCUUCGCUAUGUGGUUGAGCUGCAGCAGAGGCUUAAAGCGAGUGCUGUUGGUGAGGUUUGGAAUCAGGAUAGUCUUGAAUUGAGCAGGAGGAGGAGUAGGAGCUUAGACAAUGUGUUUCAAAACUCAUCCCCUGACUAUUUACCUUUCGAGUUUAGAGCUCUUGAGAUCGCACUCGAAGCUGCUUGUACGUUUCUUGAUUCACAGGCUUCGGAGUUGGAGAUUGAAGCCUACCCGUUACUGGAUGAGCUUACCUCAAAGAUCAGUACUUUAAACUUGGAGCGUGUGCGUAGACUAAAGAGCAGACUUGUAGCAUUGACGAGGAGAGUUCAGAAAGUUCGUGACGAGAUUGAACAGUUGAUGGACGAUGAUGGAGAUAUGGCGGAAAUGUAUCUGACGGAGAAGAAGAAGAGAAUGGAAGGAUCUUUGUAUGGUGAUCAGUCCGUACUUGGAUACAAAUCAAAUGAUAGUGCGAGAAGCUCAGAGAGCACAACAGAGAAUAUAGAGGAGCUUGAGAUGUUGCUGGAAGCAUACUUUGUUGUCAUCGAUAGCACUCUCAACAAGCUAACCUCGUUAAAGGAGUACAUUGAUGAUACUGAAGAUUUCAUCAACAUUCAAUUGGAUAACGUACGGAAUCAGCUGAUCCAGUUCGAGCUGUUGCUAACAACAGCGACAUUCGUUGUAGCCAUCUUCGGGGUUGUAGCUGGGAUCUUUGGGAUGAAUUUUGAGAUAGAUUUCUUCGAAGUGCCUGGUGCUUUCAAAUGGGUUUUGGCCAUAACUGGAGUCUGUGGCCUUCUUAUAUUUUUGGCGUUCGUCUGGUUCUACAAACGUAGAAGACUCAUGCCUCUGUGA